UCAAGCAGCUGAUUGUCAAGUAGACGUCAGAAUAUUUUUUUAAACCCUAUUUUUUACACAAAAAACAAUUAAUCAACAUGAUUUAUACUUUCUAAUGACCUGGAAAAGUACAUUUGAUGUAAUCAAGUGACUCAUUUGAGCGAUUAAAGAAUUAUCUGAAUGGAGUAAAAAUGGAAAACACUGCACCAACGAAUGCUAAUGAAGCCCCCACGAUUAACAAAACAACAAACUACAAGAAGAUAUUUAAGAUUAUUGUCAUUGGGGACUCAAAUGUGGGUAAAACCUCACUGACUUAUAGAUUCUGUGAAGGGGCUUUUUUGGAACAGUCGGAGGCCACAAUCGGAGUAGAUUUUAGGAGCAGAAACUUAACAUUAGAUGGGGAAGAGAUAACUUUGCAAUUAUGGGACACUGCGGGUCAAGAGAGAUUUAGAUCGUCAAUGGUGAAACACUACUAUAGAAAUACGCACGCGAUAGUUCUAGUUUACGACGUCACGAAUGCCGCUAGUUUUGAUUCAUUGAAAAAAUGGGUUGAUGAAUGUAACAGGAAUUGUCUCCACGACAUACCGAGAAUUUUAGUGGGGAAUAAGUGUGAUGGCGUGGCUGCCGUUACCACAAACGUAGCGCAGAGGUUUGCAGAUCAGUACAACAUGCCGUUAUUUGAAACGUCUGCAAGACUCGAUUCUCAAUGUGAUAACAUAGAAGCGAUUUUUUUAACUCUGGCUCACAAACUAAAAAAUCAGAAGCCUUUUCUACCUGUUACUAACAAUAUCGUAAUCGAUACUGUUGCAGAGCCUAAAAAAUCAUGGGGGUGCUGUUAAAUAAUUUUGUAAGAAAAACCUGUGGGUAAUAUAUUUAUUUUGAAUGAAAA
This is a messenger RNA of Tribolium castaneum (red flour beetle), 868 nucleotides long. Its product is annotated as ras-related protein Rab-33B. Gene Ontology annotation, molecular function: GTP binding; GTPase activity. The coding region runs from base 171 to 818 and encodes 215 amino acids. NCBI's taxonomy places the organism in Eukaryota, Metazoa, Arthropoda, Insecta, Coleoptera, Tenebrionidae. Gene Ontology annotation, biological process: Rab protein signal transduction. The record is from RefSeq and is a predicted model, not a curated record. The transcript has 4 exons.